AUGGUGGAGCAUAGAGGGAAUUUCUUCGAUGAAUAUCAAAUGGAAGGAGUAGCUGCAGAGCACAAUGAGAUCUAUUUAGAGUUGGUGCCUGAGAACCUGUCGAGAGCGUUAAAAACUGCCCAGAAUGCUAAGGCAGUGAAGAUCAAGUUGACUAACAAACACUGUCCCUGUCUGAGAGUUGCUGUGGAGCUACCAUCCUUAUCCAGCAGCAGUAGGAUUGUGACACAUGACAUUCCUGUGGGAGUUAUUCCCAGAAGAUUAUGGAAUGACUUCAGAGAGCCCAGUGUGCCAGACUUUGAUGUCAGUAUUUACCUACCAGCGCUGAAAACAAUGAAGAGUGUUGUGGAGAGAAUGAAGAAUCUCAGCAAUUCCCUUGUGAUUGAAGCAAACUUGAGUGGAGAAAUGAACUUGAAAAUAGAAACUGACUUAGUAUCCGUAACAACACAUUUUAAAGACUUGGGAAAUCCUCCUUGGGCAUCAGAGGAUGGGUGUCAAAGUUCUGCUCAAGACAGAGAUCUGGAAAGCAUGGCUGAGGCACGCAUAGACAUCAAGAAGCUGCAGCAGCUGCUUGCUGGGCAACAGGUCAAUCCCACAAAAGCAUUGUGCAAUAUUGUAAGUAAAAGAAUUGUCCACUUCAUCUUGCUCCAUGAGGAUGUUUCACUUCAGUAUUUUAUUCCAGCACUUGCCUGAGUGUUUUGGAAUCUCAAGUCAUUUUCCAACCUGAGAUCUUUUCCACAAAGUCUGAAAACGUCCAUGAGUUGCUGGAGUAUUCUCAUGAUGUUAGAAGCAGUUAUCGGAUGGACAUUAAUUUCAUAUUUAUGAAAUUAUUCAAAAGAUCUCCUCAUCCAGAAGGCCACUUUUGCAAAGAGUUAUGUGCUAAGAAAGACAUAAUGCUGGGGAGCUGGUGUAUCUGAGCAUUAUGGGGA
Molecule: messenger RNA, 926 nt
Organism: Chaetura pelagica (chimney swift)
Lineage: Eukaryota; Metazoa; Chordata; Aves; Apodiformes; Apodidae
Gene: HUS1
Product: HUS1 checkpoint homolog (S. pombe)
Exons: 7
Coding region: 1-690 (229 amino acids)
Biological process (GO): mitotic intra-S DNA damage checkpoint signaling; mitotic DNA replication checkpoint signaling; telomere maintenance
Cellular component (GO): nucleolus; site of double-strand break; checkpoint clamp complex
Source: RefSeq, a predicted model, not a curated record